This is a messenger RNA of Papaver somniferum (opium poppy), 2618 nucleotides long. Its product is annotated as kinesin-like protein KIN-12B. Lineage: Eukaryota; Viridiplantae; Streptophyta; Magnoliopsida; Ranunculales; Papaveraceae. The coding region runs from base 99 to 2105 and encodes 668 amino acids. The transcript is spliced from 14 exons. The record is from RefSeq and is a predicted model, not a curated record. Gene Ontology annotation, molecular function: microtubule motor activity; ATP binding; microtubule binding. Gene Ontology annotation, biological process: microtubule-based movement.
UCUUCCACUCCCCUUUGUUUCUUCUCUCUCUUCAAAAACACUGUAUAUUUCUAGGUCAUCUCUUUCAUUUUCCUCCAUUCUCUCUAGAUAUCUUCACAAUGAAGAAUUGCAUAUCACCGAACCCUAAUAGUAAACUAAGAUCUAAAACAAAAUCAUCGAAAGAAAACGUUCCACCAUUAUCAUCUCCCUCUGUAGCCACAGCUAAAAUACUUUCUUCUGUUGCUAAAAUGAAAACACCUCUUCCUGUUCCUCCUAGACCACUUUCUUCUAAAUCUUCUAAUCCUUUAAAAAGAAAAGUGAUAAUGGAAUGUGUUCAUGAAAACAGUGUUCCUGAAUCGCCUUCUGUAACUACUACUAAAACAAUUUCAUCUGUUGGUAAAAGGAAAUGCCCUCUUCCUCCUGUACCUCCUCCCUCUUCUAAUUUUUCUUGCAACUCAAAAGGAAAAGUGAUAAUGGAAUCUGUUCCUCGGUUUUCCGAUUCUGGUGUUCAGGUAAUAGUUCGAAUUCGUCCUCCAAAUGUGGAUGCGGAUGAUGAGAUUGUAGUAGAAAAGGUGUCGGAAGAAUCUUUAUCUGUCCUUGAUCAGACCUUCACCUUUGAUUACGUUGCAGAUACAAGUUCAUCGCAGAAAGAUGUAUACCAGCUAAUAGGUGCUCCUUUUGUGGAGAAUUGCUUGGAGGGGUUUAACAGUUCCAUAUUCACAUAUGGGCAGACUGCUAGUGGAAAAACCUAUACAAUGUGGGGACAUUCCAACGCAUUGUUGGAAUACAAUCCAUCUGGUGCUCAACAUGGUUUAGCUCCUCGUGUAUUUGAGCAGCUUUUCUCACGCAUGAGUGAGGAGGAGGCGAAGCAAGCUGAUAAGCAACUUAAGUAUCGAUGUCGCUGUUCUUUUCUUGAGAUUUACAAUGAACAGAUAACAGAUCUGUUGGAUCCAAGUCAAAGGAACCUCAUGAUUAGAGAAGAUGUAAAAGCUGGUGUCUAUGUUGAGAAUCUUACUGAGCAUGGUGUAUGUACCAUGAAUGAUGUGAGGCUGCUUUUGAUUAAGGGACUGGCAAACAGGAGGACUGGCGCUACAAACAUGAAUGCAGAAAGUUCUCGUUCUCAUUGUUUGUUCACUUGUACUGUGGAGUCACGAUACAAGGGUAUAUCAGAAGGCUUGAGUAGUUGCAAGACAAGUAGAAUAAAUCUGGUUGAUCUCGCUGGAUCAGAAAAGCAAAAGCUUACAGGUGCUGCUGGAGAACGUUUGAAGGAAUCAGGCAAUAUUAACAGAUCCCUUUCUCAGCUUGGGAACGUGAUAAAUAUUCUUGCUGAUGUUUCACAAACUGGGAAGCAAAGACAUAUCCCAUACAGGGACUCCAGGCUGACUUUCUUGCUGCAGGAAUCCUUGGGUGGUAACGCAAGACUAGCAAUGAUAUGUGCUAUUUCCCCCGUACAAAGCUGUAAGACCGAAACAGUCAGUACCCUGAGGUUUGCCCAGCGUGCAAAAGCAAUUAAAAAUAAGGCAACUGUUAAUGAAGUAACACAAGGUGAUGUGAAGGUCUUGCAGGAAAUGAUUCACCAGCUAAAGGAUGAACUUCUUCGUGCGAAAGCAAAUCCAGCAGCAGCAGGCACUAACGGAGGAUACACAACAAGUUCGAAAGCACGCAGAAGCUUGAGCAUCUUGAAAAUGAGCCUCAAUUAUCCUUUGACAUUACCUCAUGUCGAUGAUGACGGUGAUGUGGAGAUGGAAAUUGACGGAGAGUCAGUUGAAAAGCUCUGCACUGAGGUAGAAAAUCACAUCAACGAAAGAGAGGCCUCUGAAAGCUCUCAAGGAAAAGCUUUCUCCUCCAGUGAUCCCAUAACUGCCCGUGUUAAUAAGCUCAUGGAAGAAGCUGAUGUUAAUAUGGAAGUUUGUUCAAAGGCAGUAGAAAAGGUCUUAGCUGGAGCGAUUAGGAGAGAAAUGGCUCUUGAAGAGUUCUGCGCCAAGCAAACUGCAGAAAUCUCAAAAUUGGAUCUUCUUGUUCAACAGUAUAAGGGUGAGAGAGAUGUAUUGGUGGCAGAGGUUCAGCAUGUGAGAAACCAACUCGGCUAUUACGUCGAGUCUUCUUCGUCCCCUUUACCAUCUUGAAAAAGAAGUCCGAUGCUACAAAUGACAGAUCCUUGUGAGCUGACCGCGACACCCUUAUGCGUAGUUCCUGAGACAAUUGAGUGAGGUCCGUGACUUAAACUGUUGAAUUUUGGAUGCCAUUUCGGUGCAUGUACAGCUUGAAGCUCCUACCGAGUUAAAUAACUUCGGAAUAUUUGGAACUAAAUUGUAUAAAUGUCAGAAAAAAAUUUGAAUUCCUGAGCUUGGAUUAUUAUUACCAGGCUUUAGAGUGAACCUGGGAAUGCGAUCUAAAAGCGUGUUAGGAAUACUAGAACUAGGAAGGCAGCUUCUGGUUAUGCCAAUCCAGGGCAGCUGCAACAGUACAUGCCAUAGAGACUGUUGAGGAAGUACAAUCUUGACUGACAUGAUUUACCAAGUCACUGUGCAAUUUUAAUUGUUGUGAAGGAUGGAGCCAUUGUUCGACUCAAAUACUCCUUCUCCUCUGUUUUAAAGCAAGUUAGCUUACACUGAAACAAGGUACAAAGUUGAGGAAAA